Messenger RNA from Dermatophagoides pteronyssinus (European house dust mite), 1240 nucleotides. RefSeq names its product putative myosin light chain kinase DDB_G0292624. Gene Ontology annotation, cellular component: cytoplasm. Gene Ontology annotation, molecular function: protein serine/threonine kinase activity; ATP binding. Gene Ontology annotation, biological process: regulation of autophagy; peptidyl-serine phosphorylation. NCBI's taxonomy places the organism in Eukaryota, Metazoa, Arthropoda, Arachnida, Sarcoptiformes, Pyroglyphidae. The record is from RefSeq and is a predicted model, not a curated record.
GGAAAAUAAAAUUUCUUGAAAAAAUUUGAGAAUAUGAGUCAAAGGCACGAUGCUCUGACACGUAGCCUAAGCGAAUGUUGUGAUUCACGACAGCUUAAUUUGAUUGAUGCGGAUAAGUUUACACGUUUCUAUCAAGUUCCAAGUAGUCGAUUUUCAAAUGAAACACAAGUUUUACAAUAUUAUGGUUAUAAAUUGGGACAACGAUUCGCUGAAGGUGGAUUUUCACAAAUAUUCUAUGCGACACAUACAGUGACCAAUAUUCAAGUGGCAUGCAAAAAAAUUGAUCUUCUAAAAACCAAAAGUAAAGCUAAAGAUACGGACAAAUCCAAAAUUGAAGAUUUAAAGAAUGAAUUAUUUAUAUUGAAAAAAAUAAAUAAUCCAUAUAUCGUUAAAUUGUAUGCACAUUUUGUCGUCAAUACUAAUCUAUUUAUAUUUCUUAAAUUGGCCAAUUCGGGUACAUUAGCUCGAUAUGUUCAUAUGAAAGUAGUUUUAAAAGAACGUGAAUCGCAAAUGUUAUUUUCACAGAUGCUUGUUGCCAUUGAAUAUAUUCAUUCAUUAAAUAUUGCACAUCGUGAUUUGAAAUUAGAAAAUAUUUUAUUGUUACGACAUCCGAAUAAUAAGAUAACCAUAUUGAUCACUGAUUUUGGUCUUAGUCGUAUGGUUUCAUAUGAUACUAAUGGAAGUGUUGUAAUGAAUCGCACAUAUUGUGGUACAAUUGAUUAUAUGGCACCGGAGAUAAUCAGUGAACGGCCUUAUAAUGCAUUAACGGCUGAUAUUUGGUCAUUAGGUAUUUGCCUUUACGUCAUGCUAAAUGAUACAUUUCCAUUUGAGGCAAAAAAUCCUUAUUAUCAAUUACAAUUACAAUUAAAACAUUGCUGGGCAUUUUCCGAUAAUGUUGCCGAAAAUCCACAGGAUAGUUUGAUUCAUAUUUUAACGCUAAUGUUAGAACCGGAUCCAUUGAAACGAAUUACAAUUUCAGCUCUAGUACAUCAUCCAUGGAUUGUUGAUGAAUAUCUGUUUGCAAAGAAUUAUUUUCAAAAUUUUAAUCAACUAAAAUCUAUACAACGUCAACAACUACAACAACGACAGCAAUCAAAACCACAACAACGAUUUUCUAAACGAUUUUCUAAACGCUUUUUUAAACGACCAUUUUUUAAAAAAAAGCAGGAAGCAUCACCGGAAAAAACUUCUAGAAAAUGAAUCAGAUUGGAAAAAUCAACCAUAAUAAUAAUAACAACAA